This is a messenger RNA of Camelus dromedarius (Arabian camel), 2031 nucleotides long. It is a transcript of the gene CTSF, whose product is annotated as cathepsin F. Gene Ontology annotation, cellular component: lysosome. The record is from RefSeq and is a predicted model, not a curated record. NCBI's taxonomy places the organism in Eukaryota, Metazoa, Chordata, Mammalia, Artiodactyla, Camelidae. Gene Ontology annotation, molecular function: cysteine-type endopeptidase activity.
GCUGCUCCGCCCCGUCGGUUGAUCCGCGCGUCUGUCCUUGCGUGAGUCCGGGCCCCCGGCUUCGCCCUCGCCAUGGCUCCCUGGCUGCAGCUUCUGUUGCUGCUGGGGCUGCUCCCGGGCGCCGCUCCCGCCCCCAACAAGCCCCGAGCAGCCGGCGCGCAGGCCUGGGAGCUGGCGUCCCCGGAGCUGCUGGGGCCCGCCCGCUUUGCCCUGGAGAUCUACAACCGCGGCCGGGCUGCUGGGGCGCGGGCCGCGCUGAAGGCCGUGAGCGGUCGCGUCCGCCGGGCAGGCCAGGGAUCGCUGUACUCCCUAAAGGCAACGCUGGUGGAGCCACCCUGCAACGACCCCACGGUGUGCCAGCUCCCUGUGUCCAAGGAAACUCUCCUCUGCAGCUUCGAAGUCCUGGAUGAGCUAGGAAAACACAUGCUGCUGAGGCGGGACUGUGGCCCCGUGGAUACCAAGAUUACAGGUGCUGGACAGCCCAGAGGUGCGGGGAUGGCUCAGAUCAGACUUCACUCAGGGUUCAAUCUUGAUUCUUCUCUGUUCCAACCCAAUCCAGAUGACAGAAAUGACACUUUCAGUUCAUUCCUUCCACUCUUGAACAAGGACCCCCUGCCCCAGGACUUUUCUGUGAAGAUGACUUCCAUCUUCAAGGACUUUGUCACCGCCUAUAACCGGACAUAUGAAACAGAGGAGGAAGCUAGGUGGCGCAUGUCCGUCUUUGCCAGUAACAUGGUGCGAGCGCAGAAGAUCCAGGCCCUGGACCGUGGGACAGCUCAGUAUGGGGUCACCAAGUUUAGUGACCUUACAGAGGAGGAGUUCCGCACCAUCUACCUGAAUCCCCUGCUGAAGGAAGAGCCUGGCCAGAAGAUGCCCCUGGCCAAGUCCAUCUCCGACCUUCCUCCCCCUGAGUGGGACUGGAGGAGUAAGGGAGCUGUCACCAAAGUCAAGGACCAGGGAAUGUGCGGCUCCUGCUGGGCCUUCUCAGUCACAGGCAACGUGGAAGGCCAGUGGUUCCUAAAGCGGGGGGCCCUGCUCUCCCUCUCUGAGCAGGAGCUCUUGGACUGUGACAAGGUGGACAAGGCCUGCCUGGGUGGUUUGCCCUCCAACGCCUACUCGGCCAUAAAGAUUCUGGGAGGGCUGGAGACAGAGGAUGACUACAGCUACCGUGGCCACCUGCAGACCUGCAAUUUCUCUGCAGAGAAGGCCAAGGUCUACAUCAAUGACUCAGUGGAGCUGAGCAAGAAUGAGCAAAAGCUGGCGGCCUGGCUGGCCAAGAAGGGCCCCGUCUCUGUUGCCAUCAACGCCUUUGGCAUGCAGUUCUACCGCCACGGGAUCUCACACCCGCUGCGGCCCCUCUGCAGCCCUUGGCUCAUCGACCAUGCUGUGCUGCUUGUGGGCUUUGGCAACCGCUCUGCCGUCCCCUUCUGGGCCAUCAAGAACAGCUGGGGCACUGACUGGGGCGAGGAGGGGUACUACUACCUGCACCGUGGGUCCGGGGCCUGUGGUGUGAACACCAUGGCCAGCUCAGCAGUGGUGAACUGAGGUGCAGCAGCUCAGGACCUGGUGGUGACCAGAGCAGCCCCUUCCCCUGCCUGACCUGCGUGGCCAGGCCCCUCCCCAGGAGGCACAGCUGGCUGAGGGACGGGCACCAGGUACCUGAGGGUGAGCAAAGGCCACUGGGCUCAGGGCACAGCCCCUCCCCCGACCCCCACCCACCUACCCUGAAGUUCCCCAACUGCACCUUUGUUGAAUUGUGGUAGCUAGGAGGACCUUGGGGUGAAGGAUGAAGUCUUGGCAGCCGAAGCUGGGGCAAGAACCCUGGGCUCGGGUAAGGAGCAAGUGGGAAGAAAAUACUGUGGUCUUAAACCCAGCUGUGUCCUCAGCAGGCUCUGGCUUCCUGCCCUGGCUUUCCUCUGAUGCUAUAAAUUUUCUGGUCCCCUGGAUCUGGGGGCAGUGUUGCCUUCCAUAUCUAGAGAAACUAUUGUAACCCACCUUUUCUAACACAAUAAAGAGGUGUCCUGGGCCCCA